Messenger RNA from Neoarius graeffei (lesser salmon catfish), 745 nucleotides. RefSeq names its product spermine synthase-like. Gene Ontology annotation, molecular function: spermine synthase activity. Lineage: Eukaryota; Metazoa; Chordata; Actinopteri; Siluriformes; Ariidae. The record is from RefSeq and is a predicted model, not a curated record. The transcript has a single exon. Gene Ontology annotation, biological process: spermine biosynthetic process.
GGCCGCCUUCUCCAGGUAUGGCAGAUGGCCUUGUCCCAUCAUGGCAGUGCGACAUUACACCCUCGACUUCAAGCUCUCUGCACCAGCUGACCAUUCUGCAACUGUUCGUGGCCUGCAGUCUAUAUUUCAAGAGCAGGAAAUGACAGAAACUGUCCAUGAUACAGAGGGGCAUGGAUACGUAGCCACAUUUAUUGGGAAAAAUGGCAGGCUUGCUAUCCUGAGACUACACUUUCAUGGCCUGGUGACGUUCGACUUGCAGUGUUGUGAAGGAGAUGAUUUAGCACAAGUGGACAAUCUACUGAAUGCACUGGAGAAGAAACUGAAGACUCUGCUACAUGGAACUAUCCAGAGGGUGAAGAGGCUUCCUGCACUGCAGUGAGGAGGAGAGCUGGACAGGUACUAGCCGACAGCUGAUGGCAGGCUCAUAGAGUACGACAUCGAUGAAGUUGUGUUUGAUAAAGACUCUGCUUACCAGAACAUCAAAAUCCUGCACUCUCACCAGUUCGGCAAUAUCCUCAUCCUCAACGGGGACAUUAAUUUAGCAGAAAGUGAGUUGCCCUACAAACAGGCCAUCAUGGGCAAUGGCAGGGAGAACUAUGCUGGGAAGGACAUUCUGAUCUUGGGUGGAGGAGACGGAGGCAUCCUUUAUGAAGCAGUCAAGCUCAAACCAAAGAUGAUCACCAUGGUGGAAAUAUCCUUUGGACAGCAUUUGUUAUUAUCUGGACAAUUAGUCACACCCAUGUAG